Molecule: messenger RNA, 3858 nt
Organism: Eptesicus fuscus (big brown bat)
Lineage: Eukaryota; Metazoa; Chordata; Mammalia; Chiroptera; Vespertilionidae
Gene: ZMYND8
Product: zinc finger MYND-type containing 8
Exons: 23
Coding region: 245-3814 (1189 amino acids)
Biological process (GO): regulation of DNA-templated transcription
Molecular function (GO): protein binding
Source: RefSeq, a predicted model, not a curated record
GCAGGAGGAACUGAUGUACACUUGGAUGGCUCUUGCUCACCAGAGCCUCACAAAGAUAAUCGCUCAGGAAGUGUUUCAGCCAAUCCCGGGCCGCCUUACACUCCGAUUUGCCGGGCCAGCCAAUCGGGGAUGAGCUCUUAUUAGGCGGCCAGAUCAUCAAGCCGAAGUGCCAAACCCUUUUUCUGUGAGAACUAGGAGCCUGUCCUCCAUGUUUUAUAAGUAUUGACAUUACACAGUGUUAACAAUGCAUCCACAGAGCUUGGCCGAGGAGGAAAUCAAAACAGAACAGGAGGUGGGAGAGGGCAUGGAUAUCUCUACGCGCUCCAAAGAUCCUGGCUCCACCGACAGAACAGCCCCGAAAAGAAAGUUCCCCAGCCCUCCGCAUUCUUCCAAUGGCCACUCGCCACAGGACACGUCAACCAGCCCCAUUAAAAAGAAAAAGAAACCCGGCUUACUGAACAGUAACAACAAGGAGCAGGAUGGACGAAAUGAUUUCUACUGCUGGGUUUGUCACCGGGAAGGCCAAGUCCUUUGCUGUGAGCUCUGUCCCCGGGUUUAUCACGCUAAGUGUCUGAGACUGACAUCGGAACCAGAGGGGGACUGGUUUUGUCCUGAAUGUGAGAAGAUUACAGUAGCAGAAUGCAUCGAGACCCAGAGCAAAGCUAUGACAAUGCUCACCAUCGAACAGUUGUCCUACCUGCUCAAGUUUGCCAUUCAGAAAAUGAAACAGCCAGGGACAGAUGCAUUCCAGAAGCCUGUUCCGUUGGAACAGCAUCCCGACUACGCAGAAUACAUCUUCCACCCCAUGGACCUUUGUACAUUGGAAAAGAACGCGAAGAAGAAAAUGUAUGGCUGCACAGAAGCCUUCCUGGCUGACGCCAAGUGGAUUUUGCACAACUGCAUCAUUUAUAAUGGGGGAAAUCACAAAUUGACGCAAAUAGCGAAAAUAGUCAUCAAAAUCUGUGAGCAUGAGAUGAAUGAAAUCGAAGUGUGUCCGGAGUGUUACUUAGCUGCUUGCCAAAAACGCGACAACUGGUUUUGUGAGCCUUGUAGCAAUCCACAUCCUUUGGUCUGGGCAAAACUGAAGGGCUUCCCGUUCUGGCCUGCCAAAGCUCUGAGGGAUAAGGAUGGGCAGGUGGAUGCCCGGUUCUUUGGACAACACGACAGAGCCUGGGUUCCGAUAAAUAAUUGCUACCUCAUGUCUAAAGAAAUUCCUUUUUCUGUGAAAAAGACUAAAAGCAUCUUCAACAGUGCAAUGCAGGAGAUGGAGGUUUAUGUGGAGAACAUUCGCAGGAAGUUUGGGGUUUUUAAUUACUCUCCGUUCAGGACACCCUACACGCCCAACAGCCAGUACCAAAUGCUGCUCGACCCCAGCAACCCCAGCGCUGGUGCCGCCAAGAUAGACAAGCAGGAGAAGGUCAAGCUCAACUUCGACAUGACGGCGUCCCCCAAGAUCCUGAUGAGCAAGCCCAUGCUGAGCGGGGGCGCCGGCCGCAGGAUCUCCUUGUCGGACAUGCCGCGCUCCCCCAUGAGCACAAACUCCUCCGUGCACACGGGCUCCGACGUGGAGCAGGACCCCGAGAAGAAGGCCAUGUCCAGCCACUUCAGCGCGAGCGAGGAGUCCAUGGACUUCCUGGACAAGAGCACAGCGUCGCCGGCCUCCAUGAAGACGGGCCAAGCAGGGAGUUUGUCCGGCAGCCCGAAACCUUUCUCUCCUCAAGCGUCCACGCCAAUCACGACGAAAACAGACAAGACGGCCACCACCGGGAGCAUCCUGAACCUUAACCUGGAUCGAAGCAAGGCCGAGAUGGAUCUGAAGCAGCUGAGCGAGUCCGUCCAGCAGCAGUCCGCCCCCGUUCCGCUCAUCUCUCCCAAGCGGCAGAUCCGCAGCAGGUUCCAGCUCAAUCUGGACAAGACGAUAGAGAGUUGCAAAGCACAACUAGGCAUAAAUGAAAUCUCGGAAGACGUUUACACGGCCGUAGAGCACAGCGAUUCGGAGGAUUCGGAGAAGUCCGACAGCAGCGACAGUGAGUAUAUCAGCGAUGACGAGCAGAAGUCCAAGAACGAGCCAGAAGACGUCGAAGACAAAGAGGGCGCUCCGAUGGACAAAGAGCUGGCUGCUGUCAAAAGCAAGCCCACGCUGGCCAGCCCGGUGGAGAUUAAAGAGGAGCUGAAAAGCGCGUCUCCCCCCAGCGAGAAAGCAGAGCCAGGCUCCGUCAAGGAGAAGGGGAGUCCCCCGCCCGAGAAGGACUUCUCGGAGAAAGCCAAACCCUCGCCUCACCCCACGAAGGACAAACUGAAGGGGAAAGAUGAGACGGAUUCCCCAACAGUCCACUUGGGCCUGGACUCUGACUCAGAGAGCGAACUUGUCAUAGAUUUGGGAGAAGACCAUUCUGGGCGGGAGGGUCGGAAGAAUAAGAAGGAACCCAAAGAACCAUCUCCCAAGCAGGAUGUGGCUCUCGUGGUAGCUAAAGCUCCACCGCUGUCCGCUACGGCAGGCAGCCCGUCUCCCCCCGAAACGCCGGUCCUCACCCGCUCGUCCUCCCAAACGCCCACGGCCGGUGCCGCGGCCACCACCAGCACCACGUCCACGGUCACGGCCCCGGCCGCCACCGCCACCACCGCCAUCACGGGGAGCCCGGUGAAAAAGCAGAGGCCGCUUUUACCGAAGGAGACCGCCCCGGCUGUGCAGCGGGUCGUGUGGAACUCAUCAAGUAAGUUUCAAACGUCCUCCCAAAAGUGGCACAUGCAGAAGAUGCAGCGCCAGCAGCAGCAGCAGCAGCAGCAGCAAGGCCAGCAGCAGCAGCCUCAGUCUUCCCAGGGGACGCGAUAUCAGACCAGACAGGCUGUGAAAGCUGUCCAGCAGAAGGAGAUCACGCAGAGCCCGUCCACCUCCACUAUCACCCUGGUGACCAGCACUCAGUCGUCACCCCUGGUCACCAGCUCGGGGGCCACGAGCACCCUGGCCUCUUCAAUCAACGCAGACCUUCCCAUCGCCACUGCCUCAGCUGAUGUCGCCGCGGACAUCGCCAAGUACACUAGCAAAAUGAUGGAUGCAAUCAAAGGAACGAUGACGGAGAUAUAUAAUGACCUUUCCAAAAACACUACCGGGAGCACAAUAGCUGAGAUUCGCAGGCUGAGGAUUGAGAUCGAGAAGCUUCAGUGGCUGCACCAGCAGGAGCUCUCCGAGAUGAAACACAACUUGGAGCUGACCAUGGCGGAGAUGCGGCAGAGCCUGGAGCAGGAGCGGGACCGGCUCAUCGCCGAGGUGAAGAAGCAGCUGGAGCAGGAGAAGCAGCAGGCGGUGGACGAGACCAAGAAGAAGCAGUGGUGCGCCAACUGCAAGAAAGAGGCCAUUUUCUACUGCUGCUGGAACACCAGCUACUGCGACUACCCCUGCCAGCAGGCCCACUGGCCCGAGCACAUGAAGUCCUGUACCCAGUCAGCUACCGCCCCUCAGCAGGAAGCGGAUUCCGAGUCGAACACAGAAACACUAAACAAGUCCUCCCAGGGGUCCUCCUCCAGCGCUCAGGCAGCCCCUUCAGACACAGCCAGCGCCUCGAAAGAGAAGGAGACGGCUGCUGAGAAGAGCAAGGACGGCGGCUCGACCCUCGACCUUUCUGGCUCCAGGGAGACGCCCUCCUCCAUUCUCUUAGGCUCCAACCAAGGCUCCGACCAUGCCCGGGGCAGCAAGUCCGGGGGCUGGAGCGGCGGCGAUGAGAAGCGAGGAUCGUCGCGCUCCGAGCACACCAGCAGCGCCAGUUCGAAGAGCCUCAUCCCGAAAGAGUCUCGGCUGGACGCCUUCUGGGACUAGGGACACGCCGCGCCCCAAGCCGUCCGCCCCGCGGAGGAAGAAGA